This is a messenger RNA of Conger conger (European conger), 2965 nucleotides long. It is a transcript of the gene gmeb2, whose product is annotated as glucocorticoid modulatory element binding protein 2. NCBI's taxonomy places the organism in Eukaryota, Metazoa, Chordata, Actinopteri, Anguilliformes, Congridae. The coding region runs from base 170 to 1777 and encodes 535 amino acids. Gene Ontology annotation, molecular function: RNA polymerase II cis-regulatory region sequence-specific DNA binding; DNA-binding transcription activator activity, RNA polymerase II-specific. The transcript is spliced from 11 exons. The record is from RefSeq and is a predicted model, not a curated record. Gene Ontology annotation, cellular component: nucleus. Gene Ontology annotation, biological process: positive regulation of transcription by RNA polymerase II.
AACCGGUGGGUGACGCGAAAGCCGCAGUCUCCGCCCCUGUGGCAGCUCUGUUUUUCAUCCUGCGUCACCAUUUCAGUACACAGCGCCACAUCUUUUACAGCCACUUGGUCAAAUACGAUUGCAUCUCCAAACCUAGAAGUGAGCAGCCCGGCUGACUGCAGCUCCAGCCAUGGCCUCCUCCGAAGUCAGCAUGCAUGUGGAGGAAGUUGUUGUCGUGACAACGCCAGACACUGUGGUGGAUACAGCAGUUGUGGAGGAGGUGAAGACUAUGCUGGUCACCACAGAGCUGGCCCAGCAGGGGGAAGAAAUGGCGGAGGAGAACAUGGACCAUGAAUCUGAAAUAUCCACCUUCACUGCGACUCCCAUCCUGGAGAAAGAAGCAGUUAUAGCAAUGAAGCUGUCUGAAGAAGUGGAGAAUAUGGAAGCAGAAAUUAUAUACCCCAUAACCUGUGGAGAUAUCAAAGCUGCCCUCAUUUGGAGGAAGUUUGUGUGUCCUGGAAUUAACAUCAAAUGUGUUCAAUAUAACGAACACCUCAUCAGUCCAAAGGAGUUUGUUCAUUUUGCAGGGAAAUCCACUCUCAAGGACUGGAAAAGAGCAAUUCGCUUGAAUGGAAUCAUGUUAAGGAAAAUAAUGGAUUCUGGAGAACUGGACUUCUACCAGCACUCCAAAGUGUGCUCCAACACCUGCCGCAGUACCAAAAUCGAUUUAGUGGGCAACAGGACAUCCUUUAGCAGUCAGCAGUCCACAGAAUUUAUCCCUGUUACUCCCUCAUCAGCAGAUGACCAGGACACAAGACAAAGACCGACAGUCUCAUUCAUAUCAGUGAAUGGGUCACCAGCCACAUUCACAAUCGAAACCACAGAGGAAAGCACUGAGUGGGUGACAACUAUAGGAGAAGACACAGUAACCUUCUGGCGUGGACUGAAGGACGCUGGACUCUUAGAGGAAGUGGUUGAGGAGUUUCAGAAGGAGGUGAAAGAAACACUGAAAGGACUACAGGACCGCAUUCAGCAACCACCAUUGCAAGUCAAUGAUGCAGUGCUGCUGAACAACAUAGUCCAGAACUUUGGCAUGCUGGACCUGGUGAAGAAAGUCUUGGCGAGCCACAAAAGCCAAAUGGACCGAUAUCGGGAGCAGUAUACCCGUAGCUUAGUCGCCCUGGAGCAGCAGUGUGACGAGCACCGCAAACGAGCCAAAGAGCUGAAGAGCAAAUCCCAGCACCUGAACAACGUCCUCAUGACCCUCACGCCCGUUUCCACGCCCGUCACCCCCAAACGGCCCCGCCUGAUGCGGGCCACUUCGGGCCCCGCCUCGGUGGCCUCCCAUGCCUCCAGCCAGCCCACGCAGAUCACGCUGGCCUCGGGCCUGCCCAUGGGCCAGCUGACCAGCCUCCCCUUGGACAAAGUGGUGUCGGCCAUCCAGGCCUCCAGCAUGAACUCCCAGCACACUGCCACCUUCACCGCCGCCAACUCGCCCCUCCUGGGCGGCUACACGGUCCUGGCCUCUCCUGGCACGAUGGAGAUCCAGCCCGAUGCCUCCAACCUGACCGUGCUCAGCACGGCGGCCAUCCAGGACGGUGGGACCAUCGUCAAGGUGGUGAGCCCCUUCCAGCUGCUCACUUUGCCGGGGCUGGGCGCCACCUUGCAGAACAUGGCGGGGGCCGGGGGCACCAUCGUCACCAUGCCGACCAGCAACAUCGAGACGGUGGUGACGCAAGCCGAGGAGCCCACCGUAAUCGAAGUCAAAGAGGUGGAUCAAAUGGCGGAAAAGCAGUAAAAGGCAGAAUGGCCGCCGGUACAGUGGACACAGAGCUGCCUGGAGUGUCCAAUAUCUCACCACUAUGCUUAGGGAGAGUUCUCCUGCCAACCUGGGCUAGAAUAUGUUAUGACUACUGUUUUAGUUUUGUUUUUUUAGUUCCAGUUUUUUUGCCACUUUGUUUAUGUCUUUCAUUUUUAAAUGCCCGGAUCAGACUAGGUGUCACCAAUACUCACCAAUGCCAUGCAUUGGUCAGGUGUGAGGGAUUGUUGGGUGCACCAAUUCAUCGAUCAGGCAUUGGCAUUGCGGUUCAUCGUUUUAAACCAAUCACAUUUAACACGGCUGACUGAAGCGAACGAUGUAAAAGUUUGUGUCUGCACUUUGGCAGCAGCAGCUCAGAACUUCAGUAUCUUUACAGCGUGUUGAAAUGAUCCGGAAGGCACGGCAUCUUCAGGAUGACGACGAUAUUGAACAUUGUUAAGUGAUUGCUUGCGUACAGUUUAUUUCUUUCUUAAAAACAUCUAUUUUAAUCUUUCAAAUUCCUUUUUUGCAAUAACAAUACAGGGUAAUUUCCCAUUGUGGAAAAACUUGAGUGCAAGCUGGCAGCUGAAAAUAUCCCAAUUUGCGGUUUGAGUGUUUGGUGUAAAUAAAAUGUGUGAUUGUAAAGCAGUGCUGAGACAUAGUGCUUGUGCCUUCACGUCCUUAUUUUAUCACAAGGACCCCUGGUGUACACACAGUGGACCUAAACAGUAUUUCUCCUUCUAUUUAAAAUAAAUUAAGCUGUUUUACUCAUGAGUUGUAAUCGACAAAACUAUAAUUUAUUUUAUAUAAUGCCAUGUUGAAGAGAAGAUGCGCUGUCUUCACCAAAAUAUAAAUUGCAAUGACUCCCAUGAACAUCUGAGCAUUUGAACCCAAAAUAGUGGUUUACAUUUUUUAAACUGUUACCAAGAAACUGAUACUGAUUUUCAAACGUUAUGACAUGCUGCACAAUUUCUGCCUGUAAAACAUUUAAAAAAUGUCCUAACACAUACUGCAUUAUGUACUUUAACUGGUUAUUAAUACUAAGGUUUUUUUCUUUUUGGUUUAUGUAAAACUGCCAUAACUGAAAUUGUAGAUAGUUUACACUUGAAUAAAAACAGUCUGUAAGGUUUACAUUUUGCAAAUGAAUUGUACAUUGAAUAGUAAUAAAAUAUGCUUUUUGUUUGUUUA